CCAUCGCAGUUUCUACUGCCCCUGUAUUCUGUUUCGUUUAUACAAUUUCAGCGUCGUCAGUUUGUGAAAACUAGCUUGAAAUUCUUCCCAUAGGUCGAUAGAUGGUGGUUAGGAUUAUAUUCCAAUCUUCAAAACAAAGAAAAAAAAACUAAUUUUGGAUCGCAAUUCUUAUUCUAUUGUUUGAUUUGUGCGUCGAAUCGCUUCUUGUUUAUUUAGGCUUACGAUUACGGUUUCAAAUUUCAAUCUUUAGCUCGAAAGGUCAGAGCUUGAGCUAUAGGGAUUUUGCUUUUUUGGUUUAGUUUUCUCGAUCUCUGAAUCCUUCACUUUUAAGAAAAUCGGGGAGUGUGUGUUUAGAAUUAGGGUUUGUUUGUCGCGUUAUUUGAUCAGCGAAGGAAUGGAGAGGAAGAAAAUGGCGGUUCCGCUCGUUUGCCAUGGACACUCACGCCCAGUUGUGGACUUGUUCUACAGUCCUAUCACUCCAGAUGGUUUCUUUCUUAUCAGUGCAAGCAAGGAUUCAAGUCCCAUGCUGAGAAAUGGAGAGACUGGAGAUUGGAUAGGAACAUUUGAAGGGCAUAAGGGUGCGGUUUGGUGCUGUUGCCUUGACAUUAAUGCCUUGCGUGCUGCUUCAGCUUCUGCUGAUUUUUCAGCGAAAGUCUGGGAUGCUCUAACUGGUGAUGAAUUGCAUUCUUUUGAACACAAACACAUUGUUCGUGCAUGUGCCUUUUCUGAGGAUACCCAAAUGCUUCUAACUGGUGGUUUUGAAAAGAUUUUACGUUUAUUUGAUUUGAAUCGGCCAGAUGCUCCACCAAGGGAAAUUGAUAAAUCACCUGGUCCCAUCAGAACUGUAGCAUGGUUGCAUAGUGAUCAAACAAUCUUAAGUUCAUGCACUGAAUUAGGUGGCGUGAGGUUAUGGGAUGUACGCAGUGGAAAAAUCAUCCAAACUUUGGAAACGACGUCUCCCGUCACGAGUGCUGAAGUCAGUCAAGACGGACGUUACAUCACAACUGCCGACGGCUCAACUGUAAAAUUCUGGGAUGCAAAUCAUUUUGGGCUCGUGAAAAGCCACACAAUGCCAUGCAACGUUGAAUCUGCUUCGCUUGAACCCAAGUUUGGCAACAAAUUCGUUGCUGGCGGAGAGGACAUGUGGGUUCGCAUCUUCGAUUUCCACACCGGUGAAGAAACUGGAUGCAACAAAGGUCACCAUGGCCCUGUCCACUGUGUACGUUUCUCUCCUGGUGGUGAAUCUUUUGCAUCAGGUUCUGAGGAUGGAACUGUCAGAAUAUGGCAGACAGGUCCAGUUGCAGUGGAUAAGGAGUCUUCCGGUGCUGAUGGAGCUUCUGGAAACAUUAAGAUUGGUGUAAACGAAGUUGCGCGCAGAGUCGAGGGAAUUCAUGUCUUCGAUGAUGGCAAGGCGGAGAACAUCGAGGCCAGCGCAGACUCCUAAAAUGCCUGUGGUUCGGCACAAAUCCUAAAUUCCUUGUAUUGAUCCUACUAAACCUUGCCACUACAGUUGAAGUUCACUGUGUGGAAGUUCCUCAGCUUUGAUUUUCAGUGUUUUAGGGUAGCAUGCAACAUCUUCAUGUCUUGGAAUCUCAUUUAAGUCAAUCUGGGGCACGGAAUAAAGGGUUAAAUUGUUUAUAUGUUACUUUUUCCAAUCCUUUUAAAAGAAGUAUUUGAAGCUCAUUUGAAUGGUGAUGCUUUAAAACAACUUCAAAUGAAUACUCCACUUAUAUUUUUCAAGUUGGAAAGGAUAUACCCA
Messenger RNA from Phalaenopsis equestris, 1759 nucleotides. RefSeq names its product serine-threonine kinase receptor-associated protein-like. The transcript is spliced from 7 exons. Gene Ontology annotation, cellular component: SMN complex. Bases 395 to 1444 code for a protein of 349 amino acids. Gene Ontology annotation, molecular function: RNA binding; protein binding. Lineage: Eukaryota; Viridiplantae; Streptophyta; Magnoliopsida; Asparagales; Orchidaceae. The record is from RefSeq and is a predicted model, not a curated record. Gene Ontology annotation, biological process: spliceosomal snRNP assembly.